AUGCGGGCGUCACUCUGCCUGUUGCUGCUCGUCGCCCACGCCGUGGACAUGCUCCCCCUGAACCGAAGGAAGAAGCAAGUGGGCACUGGUCUGGGGGGCAACUGCACAGGCUGUGUCAUCUGCUCAGAGGAGAAUGGCUGCUCCACCUGUCAGCAGAGGCUCUUCCUGUUCAUCCGCCGGGAAGGUAUCCGCCAGUACGGCAAGUGUGUGCAUGACUGUCCCCCCGGCUACUUCGGCGUUCGCGGCCAGGAGGUCAACAGGUGCAAAAAAUGUGGGGCCACAUGUGAGAGCUGCUUCAGCCAGGACUUCUGCAUCCAGUGCAAGAGGCCGUUUUACCUGUACAAGGGAAAGUGUCUGCCCACCUGCCCACCGGGCACCACAGCCCAGCAGAGCACACAGGAGUGCCAGGAGGAGUGUGAGCUGGGCCCCUGGGGCAGCUGGAGCCCCUGCACACACAACGGGAAGACCUGCGGCUCAGCCUGGGGCCUGGAGACCCGCGUGCGGGAGGCCGGCAGGGCCGUGCGGGAGGAGGCAGCCACCUGCCAGGUGCUGUCUGAGUCAAGGCAAUGUCCCAUUCGGAGGCCCUGCCCAGGAGAGAGUAACCCCAACCAGAAGAAGAUCGGGAAAGAUCGGCGCCCGCGCAAGGACCGGAAGCUGGACGAGGAGACCCCAGAACCCAGAGCUGUGGAUGCCUCCAGCUCUGGCCAAUCCCUGGAGGCAUUUCCACAGCCCUCAGCCACCAGCUCCCCUGGGAAGCCCCCGGAAGAGUCUCAGGGCUUCCUGCUGCCCCAGCUGGCCACGGAGGAGCCACGACGGGGCCUCUGGCUGGUCAACCAGCCCCCUGCCCUCCUGUGGCGCAGAGUCACCCUCCUGGGAGCUGCCUGCUGCACUCAUCAGUGCUCCCUCAGCACCCUCCCUCUCGUGGUUCCCUGGCCCCUGUGUCCUGAGCCCACGCCUGCGACCCCCGCACGCCAGCCGGAAGAGCAGGAGGCAUCUCCUCACUGCCUGUCGUCCUGCCAAGUGCCUCGUUCUUCCUUUGCUCCCCUGACUCCCCAGGAAGCGGUGCUCCCAAUUCACAUUGGCAUUUCCAGCAGCCGAGAGCAGGGAGAGCGUGAGACCCCAGGAGCCCAGGGUGGCCUGGGAAUUGGGGCUGUCAGCUGGCUGGAGAAGAGGCUAAAGGUGAUGAAGUAG
Messenger RNA from Mesoplodon densirostris (Blainville's beaked whale), 1191 nucleotides. It is a transcript of the gene RSPO4, whose product is annotated as R-spondin 4. The record is from RefSeq and is a predicted model, not a curated record. Lineage: Eukaryota; Metazoa; Chordata; Mammalia; Artiodactyla; Ziphiidae. The transcript is spliced from 7 exons. The coding region runs from base 1 to 1191 and encodes 396 amino acids.